Messenger RNA from Closterium sp. NIES-65, 759 nucleotides. NCBI's taxonomy places the organism in Eukaryota, Viridiplantae, Streptophyta, Zygnematophyceae, Desmidiales, Closteriaceae. The record is from the annotation of a GenBank genome assembly.
AUGGUGUUGCACGCUGCACGCUGCUUACCACCCUCCCACCCUCUCCCCAUCCGUCCACAGCCGUCGCUGGCAGCCACCUCUCCGUGUCGCCACCGGCGCUUCUCUCCAUCUGCCAUGGCCAGCCCCGCCCACCACUCCGCACCACCUCCACCUCAUCAUGAACCGAGUGAUGCUGCCGAACCGAGUGAUGCUGCCGAACCGAGUGAUGCUGCCGAACCGAGUGAUGCUGCCGAACUGAGUGAUGCUGCCAAGGCUGCAGUGGAGGCCCGGAUGGAGCGCGGCAUGGCGGAGGUGGCAGCGCUGAGGCGCGAGGAGGUGGGCGUGGUGGUGGUGGACCACGGGUCCCGGCGAGCAGAGUCCAACCAGCAGCUCGACAUCUUCGUGGGGGUGUUUCAGCAAGAGACGGGCUACUCCAUUGUGGAGCCGGCGCACAUGGAGAUAGCGGAGCCGUCCAUAGCAGUGGCGUUCGCGCGGUGUGUGCAGAGGGGCGCCAGGGGCGUCAUCGUGUGCCCCUACUUCCUCUCGCCCGGCCGCCACUGGCAACGGGACAUCCCGGCGCUGGCAGCAGAGGCAGCAGCGCAGCACGGCAAUGAAGUGCCCUUUAUAGCCACCGCGCCCAUUGGGGUGCAUCCACUCGUUGCUCGUGUGUUGGAGCAGCGCAUCACCCACUGCCUGCAGCGAGUGGCCAGCGGGGACGCCACCAGUGCAUGUGAUGCAUGCAGGGAUGGGGGGGGUUGCAUGGAGCAGAACCUCCUCUGA